AUGAGUAAAUUGACAAGUGUCAUGUUGCUUGUGGUGGUGAUGUUCGCCAUCUUAGCACAUUUAUGCGCAGCACAAAGUACUUUCAGCACUACAAAUGAAUGUAAAUUCUGUAAAACUGCUGUUGAAAUGGUGGUUAGCAAAUAUGUCAAACCAGCAUUUGCUAAAGCCUUUUGUAGACGUAUGGGAUUUAAAUUCUGUACUAAACUUGAAACCUAUCUUGAAGGAGCUAGAUCAAUUAAACAUGCCAAAGAUUUGAAGAGUAAUUUGGCAUUGACAAUUUGUAAGGGUGCUUUAAAGAUUUGUUCCAAUAAGAACCAAAAGGAAACAACACAACAAGUUGAUGAAGUGACAUAUGUUUUCCAAAUUGUUGAUGGUCCAAAGUUUUUCAAUUUCACAGAACAAUCUGAUGCUUUCGACUCAAUUAAUGGAAAUGCCACUUUAUUUGGUUAUUAUUAUAAUAGUUCUGCUCAUUCAGUUUUUAAUGGAACAAUGAAUACUACUGGAGAUGUUUCAUUCAAUGGAACUCAUAAUGUUUUUGUUAAUGGAAGUUAUAUUCAUCAAAAUGGAUCAUUGUUUAUUGGAAACAAUUUGACAGUUAUUAAUGGAAGUGUUUCACAUAAUGGAUCUUUCCUCAUCACAAAUAAUACCUAUCACCAUAAUGGUAGCACCUUUAUGAAUGGUAGUAUUUCAAAUGAUUUUAUGGGAAUUAAUGGAACUUUGAAUUCUACUGGAUAUAUCUAUAUUUCUAAUUCAACUUUCUAUUCUAAUGGUUCAGUAACAAAGAAUGGAUCAAUUUCAUAUGGAAAUGGUACUUUUGAAGGAAAUGGAACUCAUUCACACUCUGGUGUUAUCAGAUAUCACAAUGAUACCAUGUAUCACAAUGGUUCAUUGAAUCAUAAUGGUACAAUGAAUUAUGGUAACGGUACAUUCUUCUCCAAUGGUUCAUUAGCUCACAAUGGUUCAAUUCAUUACAAUAAUGGUUCAAUUUAUCACAAUGGUUCAUUGAAUCAUAAUGGUACAAUGAAUUAUGGAAAUGGUACAUUCUUCUCCAAUGGUUCAUUAGCUCAUAAUGGUUCAAUUCAUUACAAUAAUGGUUCUGUUUAUCACAAUGGUUCAUUGAAUCAUAAUGGUACCUUGUAUUAUGGUAAUCAAACCUAUUUCAAUGUGUUUGGUAUCACAAUGGAUACCAUUUCUCACAAUGGUUCAUUGAAUCAUAAUGGUACAAUGAAUUAUGGAAACGGUACAUUCUUCUCCAAUGGUUCAUUAGCUCACAAUGGUUCAAUUCAUUACAAUAAUGGUUCAAUUUAUCAUAAUGGUUCAUUGAAUCAUAAUGGUACAAUGAAUUAUGGAAAUGGUACAUUCUUCUCCAAUGGUUCAUUAGCUCACAAUGGUUCAAUUCAUUACAAUAAUGGUUCUGUUUAUCACAAUGGUUCAUUGAAUCAUAAUGGUACCUUGUAUUAUGGUAAUCAAACUUAUUUCAAUGGUUCUACAUCUCAAAAUGGAAGUGUUUGGUACAACAAUGGAUCAAUUUCUUACAAUGGUUCAUUGAAUCAUAAUGGUACUAUUUAUUAUGGAAAUGGAUCAUUGUCAUCCAAUGGUUCAUUAUCUCACAAUGGUUCAAUUUACUAUAAUAAUGGAACUAUUAACCAUAACGGAUCAAUUGUUUACAACUCUAGUACUGGCUCUGAUUCAUCUCUUUGUUGGGGACAAUCCGUUUGCAUUCGUGGUGAUUAUACCUCUAGUGGUAAACUCAAUUCCAGUUUAUUCGAUAAUGCUGUUGGACUCACUGGUAACAUGACUGUAAAUGGUGAUUUGAUUAUCAAUAGAUCUUUCAAUGUUCAAGGUAACUUGUUCGUUAAUGGUACCCUUAGAUUGCACGGUUAUUUGAAUGUUGCUGCUGGCAGUUCAUUCACUUUGUGGGGUAAGAUUGUUGUGAAUGGAAAGAUUGUCGUCAGUGGAAAUCUCAGUAUUACCAGUUUGAAAUCCGGCAGAUUUAACAUUGAUUCUUCCAAUACUUUAUCAGUCAAUAACAGCAAUGUUUACUUUAAGGGAAAGAGUUUCAGCGUUUUCGUUAAUAGAAAUGGUGAAGGCACCUAUUCUGUUAAUAAGGAAGUUUCCACCCAUGCAAGAGGAUAA
This is a messenger RNA of Naegleria gruberi, 2136 nucleotides long. RefSeq lists its product as uncharacterized. The transcript is spliced from 3 exons. NCBI's taxonomy places the organism in Eukaryota, Heterolobosea, Eutetramitea, Acrasida, Naegleriidae. The coding region runs from base 1 to 2136 and encodes 711 amino acids. The record is from RefSeq and is a predicted model, not a curated record.